AUGGCUGACAAUGACUACAGUUCUUCUGGAGAUUUGGAAAACAGAUCUCCUUCUUCAAACAUAAAUGGGAGUAUUGGAAUUGAACAUCCAAUUAACACGACAAACGAGCAUCCCAUCAAUAAUUUAUCACAGCAUCUCAUCAGCAGCUUCAUUGUAAUCGUCUGCCUGUUGGGGCUGCUGGGAAAUGGACAUGUCAUUUGGCUUCUCUGCUUCUCCCUUAAGAAGAAUCCUUUCACCACCUACAUCCUGAACCUCACCAUAGCUGAUUUCGGUGUCCUCAUCUCUCUCAUUGCACAUGCUUUGUUUGGAAUAAUAGUAACUUUGUACAAUGGAAAUUCUGUCCUCUCUUUGUUUUUUCCAGUAUUUCUUGAACUAUAUUUCAUCACUUAUUCUACUGGUCAAUUUCUCCCAGCCGCCAUCAGCAUUGACAGGUGUCUGGCUGUCCUCUUCCCAAUCUGGCAUCGAUAUCGCCGUCCAGCACGCUUAUCUACCAUUGUAUGUGCUCUGGUAUGGAUCCUCUCCUUCCUACUGGCUGUAAUUCAUCUCAGUCUCCAAAGGACUGGGGACUCUGGAAAUAACCUCCUAUUGUUUCAGCUUCUUCUAAUUUGCUCUCUGCUUUGUACCAUCCUCAUGGUCCUCUCCACACUGACCUUAUUCAUCAUCCAUACCUGCUGGAAAUCAAAUCAUCAACAGCAGGGAAAGCUUGUCACAGCACUCCUCCUCUUUCUCGUUUUUGCUUUUCCAAUGAAUGUCUUGUGUGUAAUUUACUCUUAUUAUGUUCCCAACCAAAGUGUCAUGCUAACUGGUUUUGCCUGCGCCUCUUUGAACAGUAGCAUUAAUCCACUGAUUUAUUUCUUAGUUGGAAGGAGACAAAAGAAAGGUCUAUCCAAAGUGUCUAUGAAGGUUGCACUCCAGAGGGUUUUCAACGAUGAGCAGAACUUUAUGGAAGAGCAGAAUCUAAGCAUUGAAACACCGUUGUGA
This is a messenger RNA of Elgaria multicarinata webbii, 981 nucleotides long. RefSeq names its product mas-related G-protein coupled receptor member H-like. The record is from RefSeq and is a predicted model, not a curated record. Gene Ontology annotation, cellular component: membrane. Gene Ontology annotation, biological process: G protein-coupled receptor signaling pathway. The coding region runs from base 1 to 981 and encodes 326 amino acids. Gene Ontology annotation, molecular function: G protein-coupled receptor activity. Lineage: Eukaryota; Metazoa; Chordata; Lepidosauria; Squamata; Anguidae. The transcript has a single exon.